CGUAUCCAUGCACGCUUUGCACUCCACAAUGCCUACGUAUCAACCUGGCUGUAUGGAAGAGACAAACACCAUUCAAGGUUGACACUAGCGAAAUAGCUCUCCAGCUAUUUCGUUGUAAAGGAUAUAUUUUUUGCUACAUUGCAGUACUUUGGGACUCAAUAGUUGUUGGUAUCAUAUUCGCCAUAAUUGUAAGACCACUUCACCCUCCUGUCUUAGUUUGCAACGUUGCCUAGCAACACGAACAUGGCCGAAGAACACAGCAGCUCAGAGGCUCUGCCUCCUCAGAACUCACUGCAACUAUCCAUCCCGCCGUCCGAGGCUGUUGGGGCCGAGGAGGAAAUGGAGGACGAACUGGUUGUGUUGGACCCAGACCACCCUCUGAUGAAAAGGUUCCAGUCUGUUCUGAAGAGCCACCUGGAAAAACAGCUGGAGGAUCUCAACACAGAUCUGCGUGAGAAUCGGAUUGUGGAACAUGCCGAGUGUAAGGGGCGGGAGGAGCUGGGUGUGGAAGUGUACUCUGUGCAGCAUGAGCUAGCCAGGCUGCAGGCUAACCUGGAAGACCAGCAUGAUACCAACAUGCAGAUGGCGGCCCAGCGUCUGCAGGCUCAAGGGCAGCUAGAGGUCAUACGCAGCCAGUACCAAACUACCGUAAACCAGAGCAGGCAGCAGAGAACGUGCGAGUCCCAGCUGCAGACGGAGGUUGACAACCUAGCUCUGCGUCUCUUCUACAUGCAAGGAGUGAACAGGGACCUACAGUCUGACAUCACCGCUGUGAAGAACGCCUCCCGCAAGGCCCAUUCUGAGAAGUCCCAGGCAGCGGAGGAGAAGAAUGCGCAGGACCUGUACGUGGAGCGCUUGACCAAACAAGUGGAGAGAUUGACGGUGCAGAUCGGUCUCUACGGUGUCCAGACCGAUGAACAAUCUGCAGAGACGCAGGUGGCCAAGGAGGCUCUCACAGAGGCUCAGAUGGAGAUGGAUUCUGUGUUAGUGGAGCAGAAGCAGCUGCUGCAGCACUGGAACAGCAGUCUGCUGGGCAUGCGGCGUCGUGAUGAGGCAAAUGCCGCCAUGCAGGAGGCGCUGCGAAUGGUGCGAAACCAGGUGCGGCUACUGGACACUGAGAUGGAAGGCUUCAAGAAAUCGAUCACAGAUGAAGAGGAGCGCAACGAGCGGCUAACUGUGCUGCUGAAUCGCACCCAGCUGGACUGCGAUACCUCGCGCAAGCUGAUAGCGCAGAGCCAGGCCCAGCAGGAGGCGCUGCAGGCCCAGUACAGCACCUACACGCGCAUGCUGCAGGAGACCGAGCAGAUGCUGGCCCGCGUGACGGGGGACUGUGCUGUGCGGCAGGGCGAGCUCGACGUGCUGAGGAAACAGAUCGAGAAGGAGGCCUCCGUUCGCCUGGAGCUCGAGGACAAGAUAAUGACCAAGAUGCGGGAGCACCUCACGCACGACCAGGCGGCCAAGUAUUCCCACAGGCUGAUGGAGGAAAUGGCCGCCCACAGGACUGACAGGGAUCUGCAGCUGUCGCAGCUGGAGAACGAGGUUGCCCAGGUGACGCUGGGGAGCACGGAGGUGACGCUGCACCUGGAGUCGCUGGCGCGGGUCCUGGCCGAGCUGGGGAGGCAAAUGGACCAGAAGCACAAGCAGCUGUCCGACAAGGAGGCCGAGAUGAAGAAGCAGAUGACCGUCAUGGAGCGCAAGCAGGACGCCAUCAGCAUCUGCAACAAGAAGAUCGAUCAGAUCCGGGCUGAAACUGGGCACAAGGACAUGGGCGUCCUCGAGAUCCGUGUGAACAAGCUGAGCAAGGAGCUGGAGGAGGUGGGCGCGGAGAUGAAGGAGCAGCAGCAGCACUGGCUGCGGCAGCAGGAGGAGCUGGUGCGGCUCAACCAGGAGCGCCAGGCCCAGGGCGGGGCUCUGCUGGCCCUGCAGACGCAGCUCACCAUCCUGCAGCAGAGGAAGCUGCGCCGGGAGGGUGAAAUCCAGCAGGAGAGUCACGAGCUGACAGAGGUGGACAGGAACAUGAAGAACUUGAUGCUGGACUUGGUGAAGCUCAACACUUUGGUGAACAAGAACAGCCAGCAGCAUGAGGCUCUGGAGCAGAGCAAUUCCUUGAUGGAGAACGACUUCCUGCAAAGACUGAAGGAGUCUGAACGGGAAUCCAUCACCAUGCAGAUGAAGCACGAGAACAUCCUGGAGGAGAAAGAGAGACUGCUCAGCCUGCUAGUGGAGACAGAGAGGCAGAUCAUGCUGUGGGAGAAGAAGACUCAGUUGGCCAGGGAGUCCCGGAUGGCCGUGGACUCGGAGAUCGGCCAGGGAGACAUCCGGAGUAUGAAGGCUGAGAUUCACCGCAUGGAGGUGCGGUAUGGGCAGUUGAUGAAGCAGCAGGGGCGCCUGCUGAAUGAGAUGGAGGCCAUGGUGGCCCGGCGGGGGACCAUCGAGACGCAGGCCAAGGCCCAGGCCCGAGCCGACAGGAAGCAGCCCACGCACACAGACUUCCGCAGUGUACUGCAGAGCCUGCGCAGAAAGAUCCAGGACACGCACAAGCAAGUGAAGGAGUCGGACGGCGUGAUUGAAGACCUGCAGGACGCCCUACAGACCAUGAGCGCCAACCUGAGGGAGAAGCAGCAGCAGCUGAAUGAUCUGCAGAGUGCCAGCGCGGUCCGGACCUCAGACCUGCGCAGUCUGCAGGACUCCAAAGAGCGGAACCUGACGAGGCUGAUCGCCCUGCAGGCCCGGGCCAAGCAGCUGCAGGUGGCGCGGGAGGGGCGGUACAACUUCGUCUCCGCCAGCGAGUCGGCGCUGGAGCCCGCCAAGCAGCGGCUGGAGGAGAGGCUGCACACCGUCAGCACCGUCCUGCACCGCGUGUGCCAGGAGUCCCCCCAGCACGAGGGGGCGCUGCGCCACGUCUCCCUCAUCCUCACCAACCGCCUCGAGAACCAGCAAGAGACCACAUGACGGCCAUUUGAAGCGGACGCAGGGGAGAGGAGAUGUCCUCGAAGCGGCAGGGAUUUCCACAGAAAUAAAACUGAAUGAAUCAUGA
Molecule: messenger RNA, 3037 nt
Organism: Anguilla anguilla (European eel)
Lineage: Eukaryota; Metazoa; Chordata; Actinopteri; Anguilliformes; Anguillidae
Gene: ccdc40
Product: coiled-coil domain containing 40
Exons: 17
Coding region: 244-2952 (902 amino acids)
Biological process (GO): heart looping; epithelial cilium movement involved in determination of left/right asymmetry; axoneme assembly
Cellular component (GO): cilium; cytoplasm
Source: RefSeq, a predicted model, not a curated record